AGGACAGGUUCAAUUCCUUGGAUCCAGAGCCCAUCACCGGCACCUGCCAUGAUGGGAGGGCCUUGAGAGAGAGCGGGAGUGAGGGCUGGCUGGGUGUCAUUGACUCAGUGUAGCCGCUACCACCAUCACUGAGGGAGUAACACCAUCAUGGCCUACACUCGCGCUGAACGUUUGGCCAUAGACACUUACUCCAAGUGUGAUACCCGGGAGAUUAAAUAUGGCACGGCCGGCUUCAGAAGCAAGGCAGAUCAGCUGGACUACAUCAUGUAUCGGAUGGGCCUCCUUGCAGGUCUCCGAGCCCAGGACACAUCAGCUGCUAUUGGUGUUAUGAUCACUGCCUCACACAACCCAGAACAAGACAAUGGAAUUAAAUUAGUAGAUCCUAUGGGAGAAAUGUUAGCACCAGCCUGGGAGGCACAUGCAACCACUUUGGUGAAUGCUCCAGAUGAUGGAGUUGCUGGUGUACUAGAAAAGAUUGUCAGUGAAGCGUGCAUUGAUACAAACAAGAAAGCACUAGUAUUUGUUGGUAGAGAUACUAGGCCCAGUAGCAACCGUUUACGUGAUGCAGUGAUUGCAGGUGUAACUGCAAUAGGUGGAGAAGUUAAAGAUUUUGGAAUAAUCUCUACUCCAAUUCUGCAUUAUGUUGUUACUUGCUACAAUGAUGGUGAAAAUUAUGGCAAAGCAACUGUCAAGGGAUAUUACCAGAAGAUUGCCCAGGCCUUUGUUAAAUUACGUUCAUCGAGCUCUUCUCAUGGCAACUAUGAUCCAGUAAUCCUUUUUGAUGGUGCCAAUGGUGUAGGGGCACUGGCAAUGACUGAGUUUCUGAACCACUUGCAAGACUCUCUCAGAGUUACUAUCUUCAACAAAGGAGAAGGAGUACUUAAUCAUAUGUGUGGAGCUGAUUAUGUGAAGGUACAGCAAAAAUGGCCUGAAGGUGUACCAAAGACUCAGAAUGUGAGGUGUGUAUCAAUUGAUGGUGAUGGAGAUCGUGUUAUCUACAGUGUCCUUGAUAGUGAAGGAAGAUUCCACAUGCUUGAUGGUGACAAGAUUGCCACUUUGGUUGCAGAUUAUCUGCAGGAGCUUGUCAAAAGCUCAGGGCUAAAGCUUAAACUUGGGCUAGUACAGACUGCUUAUGCUAAUGGAGCCUCCACUGCCUAUAUAACUAAGCAGCUGGGAAUACCAGUGGCUUGUGCAAGAACUGGAGUGAAACAUUUACAUCGAAUGGCUCAGCAAUUUGACAUUGGAGUAUACUUUGAAGCUAAUGGCCAUGGAACUGUGAUAUUCUCUACAGUUGCAAGAGAGGCUAUUCAAGCAGCAGCAAAAGCAAAGGAAGGGCAUGCUGAAAAGCUAUCACAGGUGUUGGAUGUCAUCAAUGAGACCGUUGGAGAUGCUAUCUCAGACAUGCUACUUGUCGAAAGUAUUCUACAUGCUCGAGGCUGGUCUGUCUUAGACUGGAAUGAGGCCUAUACUGACUUCCCCAACAGGCAAAUGACGGUGACUGUUGCAGACAGGGCAGUCAUCACUACAACUGAUGCCGAACGAGAAUGUGUAACACCAGAAGGGUUACAAGAUGCUAUCAACAAAAUUGUCUCUGCCUUCUCAAAAGGUAGAUCUUUUGUACGACCAUCAGGGACAGAGGAUAUUGUUCGCAUUUAUGCAGAAGCUUCGACUCAGGAGGAAGCAGAUAAUUUAGCAAUUCAGGUUGCUUGUGCUGUGUAUGAGCUAGCAGGUGGUAUUGGAGACAGACCUAAAGCUUCUAUGUUACUAUAAUAUUUUGUGAAAUAUAUAAUUUUAUCCUUUCUGAUGGCACAGUGACAGUGCAAUUUGUCUUUGCACCUGCAUAAUGGGAAAUGUAACAGUGGUGUAUUAUGGAUACUUGAAACUUCAUUGGUAGGCUAUCUUAUUUUGGUUCCAUUCAGUACCAGUAGCUAUAAAAUUCAGAAAAACAGAGUAGCCUAAACCAGUUCAUUCCUUUGUGCACAAUGAAGAAAUUACAGAAUUAUGCCUAAGAAAAAUAUAAGUACAUGCUGUAUAUGACUCAUGCAGUACAUCCAUAUGUGCCUUGUGAAAAUGAUUUAGUUUGCAGGACAACCCAAAUUAAAUCUGUGCAUUUUAGGUGAAGGCUUUGUGAUAUUUUUAUAAUUGUUUAAUAAUGUAAUGUUUUGUUAUAUAUAAAUAAAUAUUUCAACACUUAAA
Messenger RNA from Cherax quadricarinatus, 2196 nucleotides. It is a transcript of the gene nst, whose product is annotated as phosphoglucomutase 3-like protein nst. Gene Ontology annotation, biological process: carbohydrate metabolic process; UDP-N-acetylglucosamine biosynthetic process. Gene Ontology annotation, molecular function: phosphoacetylglucosamine mutase activity; magnesium ion binding. NCBI's taxonomy places the organism in Eukaryota, Metazoa, Arthropoda, Malacostraca, Decapoda, Parastacidae. The record is from RefSeq and is a predicted model, not a curated record.